This is a messenger RNA of Argiope bruennichi, 2696 nucleotides long. RefSeq names its product homeobox protein caupolican-like. Gene Ontology annotation, biological process: neuron differentiation; cell development; regulation of transcription by RNA polymerase II. The record is from RefSeq and is a predicted model, not a curated record. Gene Ontology annotation, cellular component: nucleus. Lineage: Eukaryota; Metazoa; Arthropoda; Arachnida; Araneae; Araneidae. Gene Ontology annotation, molecular function: RNA polymerase II cis-regulatory region sequence-specific DNA binding; DNA-binding transcription factor activity, RNA polymerase II-specific. The transcript is spliced from 7 exons. Bases 221 to 1696 code for a protein of 491 amino acids.
CCGAAGACACCAGGACAACGAUUGGUUUGAGGCCUUUUUCCAAGCGAAAACAGUAAUUCGACACUUGAGGUUUUGUUGGUUUAGUGUGUUGUUGAUAUCGGCAUGUGAACAAGAGUUGAUUUGUGAUUCAACUUGGCGAUGGUGAAUAUGUAAGGAAGGUGGUUGGAUUGGUCGGCGAACGUACGUGUACGACGGGGUCUUGUUGACGAAUUGAUUGAACAUGUCGUACACGCAGUUUGGAUACUCUACAUAUGCCGCGUCGUCGCCUUUGGUGAUCAGCGGCUCCUCCAGUCAAAAUUCGUGCUAUGAAAGGACCGGAGUGAGUCCCGAUGCCCAGUACGAUGCCAGGCUGUAUCCUCGACUGUCCUCAUACGCUACCUCAUAUCAGCCCGAACCAAACCUCGACCCGACGACGACACCCUUUUAUGCACCGACACUGAACUCUACCUAUGGAAUGAAAGAGAGUUCAGACCCAUGGAGAAGCAUCUCUCAGUCAGCUUCAUAUUACUACGAUCCUACCCUUGCGGCUUAUGGGUACGGUGGGCUGGAUUUUAAUGGCGCCCGACGAAAAAAUGUAACCAGGGAUUCGACGAGCACUCUCAAAGCAUGGCUGAACGAACACAGGAAGAAUCCCUAUCCUACCAAAGGCGAGAAGAUAAUGUUGGCCAUCAUAACGAAGAUGACACUUACACAGGUCUCCACGUGGUUCGCGAACGCCCGUCGCCGCCUGAAGAAGGAGAAUAAGAUGACUUGGGAGCCACGCAAUAAAACGGAAUCACACGAAGAGGAAGCAGCCGCCAAGAGGGAGGACUCCAAGGACGAAGAGGAGGCUGCCUCCUUCCGAGAGGAGGAGAAACCGCUACGCAUGCACACCGGACUCGACAACGCCGCAGAAAUGGACUUAGGACCUCAUCAUCGCGCAGAGACCAACUUCCGCCCAUCCGUUAAUGAAACACAUCAGGGUGCACAACAGCCACUACACCAGCAUCACUACGAAGACUCACACCCAUCAGCUGACCUCCUGUCCGCGGCCUCCUCCUCUUUGGAGGCCACCUCCUACACUCCGUCCGUCUCCUCUUCUCAGAGCUCAUCCCCUGACCUGGGCACCUAUAUGUCCCAUCACCGCACCGCAAAGGACACUCCCCAUUGUUUUCCAGGAGAUUCUUCUCACCUCUACAAGCCCAAAAUAUGGUCUCUAGCCGACACAGCUACGAAUAAGGGGGUUGACCCAACUCUCAUGCCUGGUUAUGCAGGCGACCUUUGGUUGACUGCUGGAAGUGGAGGGAUGCUACCCAAUAAAGGACCAGGACCUUCCUUCCAGAGCUGCGCUGUGCCCUUCCAAAGAUUGAGCAAUUACAACUGCAGUUUGCAUGGCUUCAAUCCCAUCUCUCUGCAAACCGAUACUCCACCCCAGACGCCACCUAAUAUGAAAGUAGGUGCCAAUCAUCAGACUGCAACCGUGCCUUCUUCAGCCUACAUCGAAUCUCAUGGUAACACCUACAUGGGACAAUCCGGCCUAUGUCAACAGGAUGCCAUGGGAGAUGGACAGUUGCAAGAUGAUAAAAUGGAUAGCUUCUCAAGCAGUCACGGCUCUGGUUUGCAACAGAGUUCUUCGUCCAGUCAGAACACUGCAGCUGACUGCUUACCAGAAGACUAUGACGACCCAUCUCAGUACUCGACUUCAUCAGUGCGAUAGGACGGUUUUUCCAGUGAAUCAGGAAACGAUGAGCACCGGUGAAUUUGCUUUCUUAAAUUUCUUCGUUCUUGCGGCCCGCACUGAAAGAUGGCGUUCAUCAAGAACAGAGAAAUAGCCAUCAAUCGUUAUAUAUAUAUAUAUAUAUAUAUAUAUACACAUAUGCAUAUAUAAACAUAUACAUACGUAAAAUAUAAAUUUGGCAUACACAGGAUAUACCUCUUCAAUGGAAAUGGAUACCAAAAAACUGUUUGGAGAAAAUUGGCAUCUUUUGCUGCACGCACUAGCUUGAAAGCCGCGAUACACUUUUCUAAUAACAUGCAAACAUAUUUAAGACCGCACAUCGAGCAAAUUAUUUUAUAUUUGAAAUUCAGCUUUCAACCAAAUAAAGACAUCAGUACUCGAAUACUUUAGGCACUGGAAAUAAAGUUUUGCUUUUUAAUAAUGGAAAAGGAAACAUCACUUUGAAAAACUAGGCUAUUCUUGCAGAUCUAAAGGACAGAAAACUGGACAACGACAAUAUAAUUGGUAAAGGACAAUUUAUUAAUUACCUACAAAAGUGAGGUGGUUUGGUAAGAUUUCCAACAGUUUGAUGCCUUGUCUGAGUAUAUUUACUUAUUGAAUGGAAUACAUAAAAGAAUUUGAUGCAGUUUCUUUUCAGUUUCCUAGGAAUAUUCAGAACAGACUCUAUGCCUUUUCGAAUCGAUCAGAGCUGCGUAAUUAUCUUUUAUACCGAUAGAGACAUCGAUGUGCAACACCUUGAUACUGUACACACAAUAUGGAACAGAAGACCACACUGCAUUUGGUAGAAAUAAUUGAAUGCUGGCACUUGGAAUUAUAUCAGCAUACUGCUUUGGAUUUUAAGUACUUUUUUGUGUAUUCGCGCCUUCAAAUUGACACUAUUGUUUGCUGAAGAUAAUUGUUCAUGUUAUAUUUCAUAUAAGUUUAACUUUCAAAGCGUUAAAAAAUAUUAUCAUCGUUAUUUCUUGCAAAAUUAGAGUGU